Cicer arietinum (chickpea) is the source of this 2209-nucleotide messenger RNA. Its product is annotated as probable serine/threonine-protein kinase PBL1. The record is from RefSeq and is a predicted model, not a curated record. Lineage: Eukaryota; Viridiplantae; Streptophyta; Magnoliopsida; Fabales; Fabaceae. Gene Ontology annotation, molecular function: ATP binding; protein kinase activity. Gene Ontology annotation, biological process: protein phosphorylation.
UCUCUCUCUCUCUCUUUACAAUUGAUUCUCAAUAUUCUUCUAAUUUCUCUCUCUAAAAUCUUCACUUCACAGCUUUUUCAAUCUGCUUUCUUUGACUCAACAAGAGGUUUUUUCGUGGACGAAUCAAAGCCACAAAAAGUUUCGAUUUUUACCCAUUUCAUCGACCCUGGAUCGCUUCACUGUGAUUUACAUGAGCUCUCAUUUCUCCUACAGACAUAAACAGUUAUCUACUACAUCCUAGUUUUGUAUAUAGGAUGAGGUGUUUUACUGUUUUGAAGAGAAAGAAGAAAAAGUCUGACCAGAUUGUGUAUGUAAAACGCGUAAGCCCUGGCGAUGAUUCACCUACAGCUACAGUACUUCCUGAGCCGCAAGCUCAUACUCGCUCACUCCAGUCUGCACCUCCUAGUUUUAGGACCAGAGUUAAACCUAUUCAACCCAGUAAUAAAGUCAAUAUCAAUAGAACAAGAACACUGUCUGCUCCAUCGUCUCUUGAUGAAGCAGAACAGCAUACUUUCGCCUCAAUCGAGUACGAGGAGCAAGCGUCAAAAUACCGAGCUGGAUCAUUGAAGGAGCAGCGUUCUUCUAGUCCACAACCUUUACCACUACCAUUUCCUAAGGGUGGUGGUACACUGAAUACUGUUGGAAGCUUUAAGUUGGGGACAGCUAGUGGUCCUCUAUUUUCUUCUGGACCUUUGCCGCUUCCACCUACUGGGUCGCUUCGAAACUUUUUGUAUGACGAACUUGCUUCUGCUUGCCACAAUUUCUCUUCAGAUCGAUACAUGUCAGAAUGUCUUUCGUCCACCAUAUAUAAAGCUUCCUUUGGUGGUGAUGAUGCUUCAAGUUCAAAGAAGUUUGAAGCCACUGUCACACGCCUUCACCCAUCACCUCAGAGCUUGAAGGAAUUCAUAAAUGAGGUUAAUACUAUUGCAUCUUUGCGGCAUCCGAAUCUAUGUAGAUUGCUAGGAUUUCAUGCACGUGAUGGUUCAGAACAUAGAAUGUUGGUUUAUGAGAGGCUAUACCAUGGAAGUUUGGACCGUCUAUUGUAUGGUAGAUCUGAUGGACCGUCAAUUGAUUGGAAUACAAGAAUCAAAAUUGCGAUAUGUGCUGCACAAGGUCUUUCUUUCUUGCAUGAAGAAGGUCCUUUUCAGGCAAUGUAUAAUGAAUUCUCAACAACCAACGUACAGAUUGACAAAGAUUUCAGUGCAAAGCUUUCAGGAUAUGGUUGUGUUGGACAUUUUCCCAAGGAAGAGAUUUCAAGCAAUUCAUCUGCUGUUGGAAACCUAUCGAUGGAGACACUGGAGAAAGGAAUGCUCACUCCAAAGAGCAAUGUAUGGAGUUUCGGAAUUUUUCUUCUAGAGCUACUCACAGGAAGAAAGAAUCUCGAUAGCCGUCACUCCAAGGAAGAGAGGAAUUUGGUGAAGUGGAGCAAGCCUUUCCUAUCUGAUAAUCAUCGUUUGUCGAUGAUCAUGGAUCCUCAACUCAAAGGUCGCUUUCCUUCUAAAGCAGCGAGAACAAUAGCCAACAUUGCACAAAGAUGCCUUCAAAUGGAGCCAUCAGACAGACCAACCAUGGGAACUGUUGUUGAGCAUCUAAAAAAGAUACAGGAUUUGAAGCAUUCUUGCAGGUUCCCACUGCAAGAACCAUCACAAAUCUAUGCAACACAAAUGUCAAGAUCACCAAGUUUGAAUGGUAUCAUCCACCCUGCACCAAGGUCGAGUUUCUCUCCAUCACCUUCAUCCAGAGCCCUAGUAUCUGUAUCGCCUCCAAGAUGGUCUGAAGUGUCCAUUCAACUUCCGCUUCGUGCUUCUUCUUCAACCCUGUCUUUAGAAGAGCUAGAGAGGCAAGGAAGCCGCAAGUCGACAUCCUCGGUGUCUAGGAAGGCUAGUGUUGAAGGAUUUUGAUAGUCUAUAGUGUUCAUUUUUUAUUUGUUAUUCUUAUUUUUUUGGUGAGGUUCAACACAAAUUUAUAGGAGAUAAAGAUGUGGUUCUUCCACCUUGUAAUCAUCCCUUAGUGUGAUGCAGAGAGGAUGUUCUUUUGUAGAUAGUGCAAAGGUUGGACCCCUUAGUUCAAUUAGUUACUCCAUUUAUAUGAUAGUCUAUAUAGUCUUUAGAUUUUACUAUGUGAUAUAAAAGGUACAAUUAAAUUUGGUUUGAAGUGAAAGAAGCAGGACAUAUAUAUCUUUGGCAAUAGAUAUAUAUUUUUAUUUUGA